This is a messenger RNA of Carassius gibelio (silver crucian carp), 1857 nucleotides long. Its product is annotated as zinc-alpha-2-glycoprotein. Gene Ontology annotation, biological process: immune response. NCBI's taxonomy places the organism in Eukaryota, Metazoa, Chordata, Actinopteri, Cypriniformes, Cyprinidae. Bases 35 to 1162 code for a protein of 375 amino acids. Gene Ontology annotation, cellular component: external side of plasma membrane. The transcript is spliced from 6 exons. The record is from RefSeq and is a predicted model, not a curated record.
CGCAACCAGAGACGCGUCAGAGCGCGCGUCUAAAAUGGCAAAAUGGUCCACACGCGCUCUUCUCUUUAUAGGAAUAAUAACGGUUUGGCUUACUUCUGACCCUUGUCUAAGCGAUGCACAUCAAGAUAAACUAGAGAAGCAUUACCUGCACUAUAUGUUUACAGUCCUGACCAAAGCAGAUCUAUUCCCAGAGUUCACUGUUGUGGGUGUUGUUGAUGACAGACUGAUCUCAAACUACAGUAUUGAAGUUCCAGAUUGGACAAGACUAAUUCUGACAGAAGAUUAUGGGAUUGAGACUCUUGUACAAUCACGUGACUCUGAAGACUGGUUUAUGGAUCAGGUACACAUUCUGUCAAACUGCACAAAUUGUUCUGAGCUCCAUACAUUGCAGAGAAUAGUUGGUUGUGAAUUGGAGAAGUUUCCUAAUGGAACAGUGAAGAGUCUGAGAGCAUUUGAUGAAUAUGGAUUUGAUGGAGAGGAUCUUAUUGCCUUUGAUAAUGACACAAUGCUGUGGAUUGUUGAAAGUCCCAAAGCCAAAGAAAUGAAAAAGAGAUGGGACCUUCAGAUAGGACGAAACCUGUGCAUCAAGGAUUUUUUUGGGAAAUGCAUGGAAUGGAUCUCAAAAUUUAACAACACACAUAAGAAUUCACCAGAGGUUUUCAUCUCUGCAAGGAGAGAUUCUGAUGAUCACACAAAGCUGAAUCUGAGCUGUCUGGCCACUAGUUUCUAUCCCAGAGAUAUUGAGAUGAAUAUCAGAUUGAAUGGAUCUGUUCUUGACAACCAAACAUCUUCUGAAAUCAGACCAAAUGCUAAUGAAACAUUUCAGAUGAGAACCAGUGUGAAGAUCGACAUAAACUCUGAAGGAUCUUAUGACUGUUUUAUCCUUCACAACAGUCUGACAGAACCAGCUUCAGUAGGAUGGGAUGGAACAUGCUCUACAUUUGAGACAGAAUCUGAUCAGGCCUUUGGAGUAAUACCUUUGGUUUCAGUUGUAGCUGUAGUUUUUGUCAUGAUCUGUUCUGUUGUGAUUCUUUACCAUUGCAGGAACGAAUCCAGUGAAUCUUUCCCUCCUCUGCGGAGAAGUCGUCAUCCUGAUUAUGGUUCAGUGAGUGAGCAGAUAUCGAUGAGGACUGUUGCGAGUGCUGGUUCUUCUGAAGAAUAGCUCACUGUUGAUGAAUCUGCAAACUAGACUGGAGUGUUAACAGGUGUUACAUUUCUGUUCAUUCAGAAUAGAAACUGUGUAUUCUAGUUAUCCAGCUCUGUUCAGAAAAACUUUUGUUUUGUGGGUUUUUUCUGUCAUCAUGUUCUAAUCUGAGUCAGCUCUUAUCACAGUUCUUGUUUAUGAGGUUGUUUAUGCUCACUUGAAGUAUGACACUGUUUUUCAUAGUUGAGCAACAUGAUCUCAUGAGAAUACAUGCGUAUUUUUAUGUUAAAUAUGGUUCUACCACACGUAUAUUUACUUACGUUUUCAUGCACAUAACAACGUACAACUUAGACGUAUUUAUAGCAGUAAAACGUACAAAUACUUACAUGUUAGCAGCUAAAAAAUGUAAUAAUCUAACGUAAAGUGUGAAUGUAUAUGAAUUCCCAUGUAUUAAUAUUAAAAUCGUGGCUUUAAUGAUUUAAAUCUGUUGUAUUUAAUUGUCAUAUUAAUAUGUUUUCAUUGAAUUUAUUGACAGCAGUUUACUCAUCUACUUAAUAGGAAAUAACAUUUCUGUGCAUGCUGCAAACUCGUUUCGGGGGAUUACAUAAUGUUGAACGAGACUACACUUUGAAACAUUAAAAUGAAUACAAUUUAUGUAAUUGUUUAUAUUUUGCUGUGCGAUUUUCUCCUAAUGACUGACAAUACAACCAUAG